Ceraceosorus bombacis is the source of this 1861-nucleotide messenger RNA. The record is from the annotation of a GenBank genome assembly. Lineage: Eukaryota; Fungi; Basidiomycota; Exobasidiomycetes; Ceraceosorales; Ceraceosoraceae.
AUGCCGCCUCCUGCGCAAGAUUCGUCCCAAGAAGCAGCAUCCGCGCAAUGUGCGAGCAAUCCAGGCCGAGCUUUCUUCGAUUCCUUCUUCGCGCAAGCAUUAGAUCAAGCUGGUCUGCAAGAUGCUUCCCUGACACCAAAUCGCAUAUCCGCCCACGCGCCAGGCUAUGCUGAGGACACCAAGGCGCGCCGUCUGAACGAGCUCAGUGGCAGCACAGUGGGCAUCAGCGAUGCAUCGCAGCCUAAGAGCGACGCCAACAAUGGCACGCCUGCUUACAGCGGUCUCGAUUGUGGCUCCAACCCUGGCCCCUCGGCAGAACAGCUAGAGGCUGAGAGCGCAUACACGCGUGCAAAGCAGCACUCUUCGCUGGCUCUAAACAAUACAACGGCAGGAGCGCCAGGAGGUGGAUGCAGACCCAAAGGGAAGCGCAGCGAUAAGCAAAGUUUGAAUCGCGCCUUUCAUGGGUUGGGCAAAAGAAGCGCUGCGGACGAUGCUAGCAUGAGCGCAGUCCAGGACCUCGCAUCCACAGCGCACCCAUCACGUCCCAUUGCUCUGCAACACUUGGAACGAGCACAAUUGCUGCAGGAGAUGCAAGCGGAGAGGGACAGCUUUGCCGCAGCUUCUUCCCAGGCGACUCUUCCGGGAAUGGAGUCGGAGGAGUCGGACGAUGAAGACCUGGCGCUCCUUGGAGAGGGUCUAGACGCGCCCGCUUCACUGUCCGAGAGCACUCAGUCCAUUCUCAGUCUGACUCAAAGCAUGAGGGAAGCCAGCUCGCCUGCUGCGGCCUUGGGACAUGCGCCUACAUCCAUGAGCAACAUCAACGCUGGCUCGUCGUCGUCUGCUGGUGUCUCCAACUUUCGCAGCCCACCUAUCUUGCCCGUGGGCGCCAGUGCUGGUCACAAUCAGUUGCUGUCGAGGCAGAACAGCUUCAGGAGCGCUAGUGCGAGCGGGCAGAGGACUCCUGUCAUGGACAAGGAUGGUCUAGGAUGGCCAGGUGAGUUGUUGCAUGAAAGUGUUCAAAAGGCAGUAGAGUGUCCGCGGAGGGCUGCUAGCUGAGGCUAGCGUUGCGCACUACGCCAAUCCGCUCAACGCUUCUUCUGCGCUUUUGCAGCCAAGUCCACCCUCGAUCGGCUCAAUCAUACGCCGGCUCAGGCCGCUGCUAAUUCAGCUCGUCUAGCAGGCGCUGUUAGGACCAUCUUGCAGUGCCUCGGCGAAGACCCGGAUCGGGAGGGCCUGAGAAGGACGCCGGAAAGGUAUGCCAAGGCGCUGCUUUGGAUGACGCGUGGCUACGAAGAGAGACUAAGCGGUGAGAUUGGCGAGUGGCAGCAGCUCGGCGCGUGUGACCGCAAUCGUUGACCUUCACCGUGGCACAUAGACGUCAUAUCGAAUGCAAUCUUUGACGAAGAACAUGACGAGAUGGUCAUCGUCAAGGACAUCGAGAUCUCGAGCUUGUGCGAGCAUCACUUGGUCCCUUUCAGGGGCAAGGUGAGUUGGGCCUUUCGUCGCACGAUCUCUGAAUUGCUGCCUCUGACAAUCUGGUCCGCGCUGCCGCGCUCAGAUCCACAUUGGCUACCUGCCGAAUCGCUUGGUGAUCGGCUUGUCGAAAUUAGCGCGCAUCGCAGAGACAUUCGCUCGUCGACUUCAAGUGCAAGAGCGUCUGACCAAACAAGUGGCCUUGGCGCUAGAAGAAGCGAUUCACCCGCAAGGCGUAGCUGUUGUGGUCGAAUGCGAGCACAUGUGCAUGUCGGCCCGUGGGGUGCAAAAGCAAGGCGCGACGACCGUCACUAGCUGCAUGCUCGGCUGCUUUAGGAACAGCGCAAAGACCAGGCACGAAUUCUUGACUCUUAUCAAUCGCAAGUAG